This is a messenger RNA of Andrographis paniculata, 1517 nucleotides long. RefSeq lists its product as uncharacterized. The record is from RefSeq and is a predicted model, not a curated record. Gene Ontology annotation, cellular component: cytoplasm. The transcript is spliced from 9 exons. Bases 294 to 1373 code for a protein of 359 amino acids. NCBI's taxonomy places the organism in Eukaryota, Viridiplantae, Streptophyta, Magnoliopsida, Lamiales, Acanthaceae.
UUGAAAAAUAAUAAUAACAAUAAUAGCGGCGUCGUCGGUGGCUCCUUCUUCGCAGUUGGCUAAUUAGGGUUUUGGGGUGCUAGUUUUCUGCUUCAAUUUCUGCAACUGUGAUAAUAACUUAUGUUAUUGGCCACCUGUUGAGUUUGAUAUUACCUCAAAUUUGAAGAUUUGGUUUUCACUGUAAUUGGAUGAUUUUUAACAAGCCUGCAGAGAGCGCAAUCGUCAUUGACAUGCUGUUAGUGGUAUAAAGCCCAGAUUGUUGAAUUUUUGGAACUUAAUAAACCCCAAAGACUAUGGAUGGAAUCAUUUUAGGCAUGCCAGGGAAAUGGGCUGGCAGUAAUUUUGAAGCUGCGGACAUAUACACGACAAAAAUUGGAGGCCUUCCUGAUUGGCCUUCUAUGAUUGUGAAUGAGAGGCAAGAUCUGCUUGAGUGUAAUACUUGCCGGAACAAACUUUCUCUCCUUGCACAGGUAUAUGCUCCAUUGUCAAGUAAAUCUUCAGAGGUAGAGCGAAUUGUCUAUGUUUUUUGCUGUCUGGUUCCAGAUUGCCAGAGCCUUAGCUGGCGAGCUCUCAGAAUUCAGAAGAUUUUAAGCAAUGAGACAGUGCAUUGUCCUACUGUUUCAAUUAGUAACUCUGAGAAGGAUGGAUGUUCAUUUGGCUUUAUAGAGGGAGAUGCUAUGGAAGGUGAAGACGAAGACGACAUAGAUCUGGAGCAGUUGCAGAUGGCAUUUUCUCAGGCUGCAAAUAUCAGUCCAAGUGGAAAAAUGCAAAAUAAUGACGGUGACUCCAGUAAAAAGCAUCGGCUCACCGGUCACCCAGCCAGAUCUGUUAAUGAUAAAACACCAGUGAUGCCGUGCUUUUAUAUAUACUCUCAGGCAGAAAAACUAUCCAAACAAGUUACUCCUAAAACUUUUGAAGGCACUUUGUCCUCUCUCCAAGAAUGUAAGAGCAAUUCUGAAGAUAAUUCAGAUGGAGAAACAUAUGAAGAAGAGAAUUAUGAAUACGAUAGAGCAUUAAAUGCUGAUAGGACAUAUCUUAAGUUCAAGAAGCGAAUGGAUGCAAACCCAGAGCAAUGCUUUAGAUAUUCACAUGGUGGAAAACCUUUACUGGCUUCUGCGGAGGUGGGAGAUCCAGGGAUAUGCACACUUUGCGGUGGAGCAAGGCAUUAUGAGAUGCAGCUGAUGCCGCCUGUGAUAUACUUCUUGCAGGAAAUAGCUGACAAAGGACAAAUGAAAUCUUUAGAAAAAUUCGAUUGGAUGACUUUAUUAAUCUACACUUGCUCUAAGAGUUGCACAGGCUUAUCACAAGAAGGAAAAUUGGACGGCGAAGACUGGAUGAUUGCCGAGGAGACCGUUAUAGCUCAGUGCGAGUGACCUUAUGCCAAAGAAAAGUUCAAAAUUACUCUCCCAAUUGGAAUGCCAUGAAUGUGAAAUAUAUAGGCAAAUGCUUUUAUUUGUAAUUUAAGGCUGUCGAAUUCAAUUUAUUAACUGAGGUAAUAUAAGCUAGCACUUUUGACA